Physeter macrocephalus (sperm whale) is the source of this 2604-nucleotide messenger RNA. It is a transcript of the gene PHACTR3, whose product is annotated as phosphatase and actin regulator 3. Gene Ontology annotation, biological process: actin cytoskeleton organization. NCBI's taxonomy places the organism in Eukaryota, Metazoa, Chordata, Mammalia, Artiodactyla, Physeteridae. The transcript is spliced from 13 exons. The record is from RefSeq and is a predicted model, not a curated record. Gene Ontology annotation, molecular function: actin binding. The coding region runs from base 415 to 2097 and encodes 560 amino acids.
CCCCGGGGGGUGGGAGGUGGGGUGGGGGGAGGGAGCGCACCCAGGAAUUCUCGGGCAUCACCCCCUGCCCCAAGCACGCAAUAAACACUGACAAGAAAAAGUUUUUAUUUCCUGGUUCAACUUUUUUUUUUUUUUUUCCUGGAAUAUAGACUGAAGAAUGGGAAUAAACACGAAUAAAUAACAGAGCGAGGCCGCGCACGCCGGGAUGCGCCUGGCUGCAGCCGCGAGGCUAUUGUCUCACCGCCCUGAAGCCAGCCCCGGCCUCGUCCUCCGGCUUCUUCCCUUUCCCCGUGCUUUUUGAUUUUCCUUUUUAAAAAGACGCCCCCUCCAGUCCCCUGGCCAGUGACCUUGGCCUCCUCGGAUGCUCUGAUUACACGCGGCUCGCUCCAACUUGCCCCCGCGCCGGCCGGGCCCAUGGCCGCGUCCGAGGACGGGAGCGGCUGCCUCGUGUCGCGGGGCCGCUCGCAGAGUGACCCCAGCGUCCUCACCGACUCCUCGGCCACGUCCUCCGCGGACGCCGGGGAGAACCCAGAUGAGAUGGACCAAACCCCCGCAGUGCGCUCCGAAUAUCUGCUCUCAGGGAUUCGAACUCCCCCCGCGAGGAGAAACAGCAGGCUGGCCACCCUGGGUAGAAUCUUCAAACCCUGGAAAUGGAGGAAAAAGAAAACCGAAAAGUUGAAGCAGACGACGUCCGCCUUGGAGAAGAAGAUGGCCAGCAGGCAAGGUCGGGAGGACCUCAUCAAGAAGGGGCUCCUGGAGAUGAUGGAGCAGGACGCUGAGAGCAAAGCGUGCAGCCCCGACGGAGAUCCCCGACUCGCGCAGAGUGAACCUUCCACUCCCAAGCAGGAGCCGCUGACCUCGGAGGAAGCCCAGCUGGGGAGCCCUUUGGCCACUGGGACGGAACAGGCUUCCCUGGAUGAGACGCUGUCCUCGGACACCCCUUCAGACGAUGCAGCCAAGAUGUCGUCAGCAUCCAGAGAUGAAGAAGCAGGUGCUGCUGGCAGCCUCCCACCUACCACGGACGAGCCCUCUCAAGCCUUAGCUGGGUCCGACUCCCUGGACAGUCCUCCCAGACCCCUGGAGAGAUCCGUGGGCCAGCUCCCCAGCCCCCCGCUGCUGCCCACCCCACCGCCCAAGGCGGGCUCCAAAACCACGAGAAGCGUCACAGGCCAGGCCACGCUCUUCCAAGGCUCUGGCGGGAAGAGUACUGAUCCUCCUCUCCGAGGCCAGCUUUCCACGCCCACGGGGUCCCCCCAUCUCACCACCGUCCACCGGCCGCUGCCCCCCAGCCGAGUCAUCGAGGAGCUGCACAGGGCGCUGGCCACCAAGCACCGCCAGGACAGUUUCCAAGGCAGGGACAGUAAGGGGUCCCCGAAGAAGCGCGUGGACGUGCGGCUGUCGAGGGCGUGCAGCGUGGAGCGGGCCAAGGAGUGGGACGAGGCUUGGAGCUUUGACGGAGCCUCGGACGGCAAGUGGACCGUGGCUAAGGAGUCCGAGGAGAACAAGGAGAACUUGAUCAUGAAUUCCGAACUCAAGGAUGACCUGCUUUUGUAUCAAGACGAAGAGGCCCUGAAUGACUCCAUCAUCUCUGGAACGCUGCCGAGGAAGUGCAAGAAGGAGCUCCUGGCGGUGAAACUGAGGAACCGGCCCAGCAAGCAGGAACUGGAAGACCGCAAUAUCUUCCCCAGGAGGACGGCUGAAGAGAGGCAGGAGAUCCGGCAGCAGAUUGAGAUGAAACUCUCCAAACGGCUGAGCCAAAGACCCGCCGUGGAAGAACUGGAGAGAAGAAACAUCUUGAAACAAAGGAAUGAUCAGACAGAGCAGGAAGAAAGAAGAGAAAUCAAGCAAAGAUUGACAAGAAAGCUUAAUCAGAGGCCCACGGUUGAUGAGCUGAGAGACAGAAAGAUCCUCAUCCGAUUCAGCGACUACGUGGAGGUGGCGAGGGCGCAGGACUACGACAGGCGGGCAGACAAGCCCUGGACGAGGCUGUCGGCGGCAGACAAGGCAGCAAUUCGUAAAGAACUGAAUGAAUACAAAAGCAAUGAAAUGGAGGUGCAUGCGUCAAGCAAGCAUCUGACCAGAUUCCACAGGCCAUAGAGAUUUUCUUCUGAGAAGAAUUGUGUUUAAUUUUUUGAUACCAACACUGAACAUUCAUCAGGGAACUUUCCUGAAGUUCAGCUCACGACUCCCUGCUGUGUUUGUGCGAGGAGCAGGACCACACACACAGGUGAAAUCUUGGCCGCACUCACCUGUAAGAGGACCGGCAGGGGACACUCUUCACUCUCUGGUGUCUGAGGAGUGUGAACUGCUGGGGUCAGUAAAGACCCCAAGUAACUCGACCAGAAGAAGACUGUUGUUUGCCUUCCCGCCUUGUUUUGCAGUUCUGCGGUGUGACCAGGGACGGCCACGUGCGUGUGCAGGGUCACCGCGCCGAGGCUCCGACUGAGGGACGUGUACACAGUGUCUUCAGUACCGUGUGGAAAAGACGUUUUUAUUCUGAUCACAAUUAAUUUGAGAACUCUUUAAGUUCGUGUUAUACAAAAUGACUUACUGUAUUAUUCUUUUUUUAUAUGAUGUCUAACAAAAAAUGCAGCUGCAACAUUU